GUCAAGUUUUGUAACAAUCCAAUAGGAGGAAGGAAAACAGCAGCUUCACAUUACAGUUGGUCGAAUAACCAGAUUUUUUUACAAAUAUAUAAGAAUGCAACUAGCCAGCUAAGCAACUAGUUAGUUAGGUAGCGGUCGAAAUUUAAUCAAUUGUUACCUGGAGGAAAAUGGGGGAGGGUUUAGCAUUUUCUUGUAUUUAGUCCAGGGGAGGGUCAUGUAAUUUGUAAUCGAUUUAUAUGUCAAUAUUUGUCAGCAUUUUGGAAUGUACGUGUUGAAUUCGGGUAUGUAACUUUGGUGUACAACCCUGCUCUCUCUCGUUCUCCUCGCUGAGCUCGGCUGGGUGGGCACUUAGCUUUCCAUUGGCUUUUCGAUCAGACCCUCUCUGUGCUUGGUGUACCAGAACGUGGGCAUGUAGAGUAUCUCGUGAAUCAAAUUGUGCUUGUAGUGAUGACGUAGGGAGCUAGCGCACAAUAAGAACGAUGGUAGAAAUGUUGCAUUCAAAACAACUGGGAACUCAGAAAUCUCACACUUCGGUGCGUUCAAGACAACUCGGGGAAAGGGAGGGGAGAACGAGCUCCGACGGGAAAAUAGUUUUGAAAGGUCAUCCAACUCCGAAUUCAAAGUCGGAAACUCGGACAUCUUGCUGGAGAUCUGACUUUACGACCUGAAGAUCACUGACAUUAGUUGUCCUCUUGUGUGUGUGUGUGUGUGUGUGGGUUCCCAGUUGUCUUGAAAGCGCCAAAAAAACUCUGCUGUAUCACAACAACAAGCAUGGCGUUGCACAAUUGUGGAAGGACCACAGCUUGUGAAACAUGUAUCUUCACUACAAUUUGCAGGGUUCUUUGCGGUCUCUGUCCGCUGAAGAGAGUUUAGAAAAGUUUAAUAGAAUUUUGGAGUUGAAUGGAGAUGGUUCCUCAAUGUGGAAAAACGUGAAGGGAUAAAUUCAGGUGUAGGAGGAGUUACUGAGUUUUUCAAGCGAUAUGUUUAUCCUAGGCUGCCUGUCAUUACAUCUGAUUAUGUUUUUAUACGAAGCAUUAGUCUCACAUUCUAUAGUCAACUUACACACACUGACAUGCACUACCUCACCAGCUCUGUGUGACGUUUUAAAUGUAUGUAGAUCUGUCCUUCAUGAGAAUGUUUUGUUGUUGACCAAAAUGGUUCCUACUGUUGCCUACUACUAGGUUCUGCCAAUCAAUUGUUAGGCUAUUUGUUAAUAAAACAUGUAUUGAUCUUUUGUUAAGGGUUUUACGUUUUGAAAAAGACUGCCUCUUUACCGGACUUGUGUUUUUUUAAAUGUUUUCAACUACCCCUGCCAAAGAUUUUAGAGUAUAAUUGACCCUGUGGCUGUGUUAUCUAGUGGUAACCGGCUAGUGCUUCCGGUAUGAGAAAUAUUUAGCUGGCUAAUUCCCUUCCGUACCAACAGGUGGCAGUAAAUGAACGAGUCAACUCUUCAAAAGACAGGCAACUAGUUUUCUGAACGGCGUGUGAGAUAGAUUUCCUUCCACACAGCAACAAUGGCAGCCUCCAAUACCAAUGUGAUACGGGUGCGAUUGUAUUUUGAUUACCCGCCGCCCUCGGUAUCCGACUGUCGCAUGUGCUGGGUCCUCGUGGAUCUGAACAAAUGCCGCGUGGUAGCAGACAUAGCCAGCGUGAUCAGGGAAAAGUUUGACUUCAGUCGCAGGAGCAUUUUGAGUCUGUUCAUCGAAGAGUGCUACCUGCCGCACACAGAGAGCAUCUACGUAGUCCGAGAUAACGACACUAUCAGAGUGAAGGUGGACACCCUAACCCUUUCGAAUGGAAGUCAGUCGAACACAUCUGUUGUGAAGUCCAAGAAGAGGAGGAGAGAUGCCGAGGAGGAGGAGGAGCCCACACGGAACCGAGUGAGUGAAGAGUGGAAGAAAAAGAAGAAGAGAAAGAAGGAGAGUCAGGAGGCCGAUUCCAACCAGGCUGCGGUUGAAGAGAGGAGGAAAGAAGACAAGCAGAAGAAGAAGAAGAAAAAGAAAGAUAAGAAGGUGGUGACCAAAACCACUGCCUCGUCCACAGGACCCUCUCCCACCUCGUCCACAGGACCCUCUCCCACCUCGUCCACAGGACCCUCUCCCACCGUAGUCAAAGCGGACAAAAACCCCAAGAAGGCUCCAGCGGCCACAGCCGUAUCUGUUAACGGUAAAGCCACAGCAAAGACCCCGAAUGGGGAAACGGAUGACUCUUCUGAUUCCAGUGAAAGUAGUGAGGAGGAGGAGGCCCCAGUCAAAAACCCAUGCAGAAACUACCCUCCAAAUCACACUCUGCUAACGCUACACCCCCUGUCACAUCUAAAGCCACCCCUGGGAGGAGAUAAUGCAGGGUUUUAUUUCAACUAUGAAGGUGGACAGCGACAGCAGACUCCUCAGCCACCAUCGUACCAGAAGGACUCCCUGAUUAACAGCUCUGUGGUGUUCCAGAACCCGUCAGAGAGUGUCCCCAAGAGGGACUACAGUGAGAUGCCCCUCCUAGCUGCUCCCCCUCAGGACGGACAGAAGAUCGCCUUCAAGCUGCUGGAGCUGACAGAGAACUACACACCAGAGGUGUCUGAGUAUAAAGAGGGGAAAAUCAUUCAUUUUGACCACAGCACCAAACAGAUUGAGCUCGAACUGCUCUCUGCUUAUCAAGCGCCGGGGGAGCCGGGGAAGUUUGACCUGGUGUAUCAGAACGCGGACGGAUCCGAGAGUGUGGAGUACGCUGUGUCCCGGGGCUCCAGGGUGACUGAACGUUGGGACUCACUGCUGGAACCCAGGCUAGUUGUUGGGAAUUUGAGCUGAGGAACAAGAUGGACGUUCUUGGUCGACUUGGCCCAGGCAUUUCUAAAACACUGCCCCAUUUCCCCUCCCCCCUUGAGUUCCCCAGUAUUGGCCAAAUUAUAAUAAUUCGGCACACAACCCCAAUUUAGACUGGGUUAAAAAUGGACCAGCCCAAAUCUGGCUUUUGCCAGAUCUGCCCCAUGGCCAGUCCGUUUCUGGUUGGAUGGACUGGGGCUUGUUCUGACUCCUCCAUAGACAGUUUACCCUGGACCCAGAUUAAGCUGGAGAAGUUCCAUUGACUCUGAUUUUGUUUAGUUCAGGAGUGGAGCCUUAAUCUGGGUCUGGGAAACCAGCCUUACUGUCAACAUGUGGUUGACUCUACAGUCUCUCUGAUGAAGAACUAUAUACUGGUAGCUAUUUUACCUUACCAAACCCCUUAUCCCAGCCUUACUGUUAACAUGUGGUUGACUCUACAGUCUCUCUGAUGAAGAACUAUAUACUGGUAGCUAUUUUACCUUACCAAACCCCUUAUCCCAGCCUUACUGUCAACAUGUGGUUGACUCAACUCAUUCAGGAUGUUUUUUUUAAUGGAGAUUUGUUAAAUUCAAUAGUUUUGAGUUUCAGUUUAUUUCCUCAGUAGACAAGAAUUAAAAUGAAAUUGACCAGAACCUUGGAUUCAGCUAAUCAAAGUCUGGAUUGAAGCUAUUGAUUAGUUUUAGUUCUGUGUGUGAUGAGCACCAUUUUAAUGACCCACUUAAACACCUUCUAAUGUUGUGUUGUGGAAGGGAGGGCACAGGGUAGGUUGCUUUAAGUACCUUCAAAUGUUAUUUAAUCUUUUUGUCUCUCUACUUUUUUUUUACACAUUGAUAUAACUGUGAAUGUCCCAUCUUGAAUUUAAAAAAAAAACUUGUUUGUAAGAUAAUAAAGUUUGAUAUCCUAUGACUGGA
Messenger RNA from Oncorhynchus masou masou (cherry salmon), 3727 nucleotides. RefSeq names its product coilin-like. The record is from RefSeq and is a predicted model, not a curated record. Gene Ontology annotation, cellular component: Cajal body. Gene Ontology annotation, molecular function: U2 snRNA binding; U1 snRNA binding. Gene Ontology annotation, biological process: spliceosomal snRNP assembly. Lineage: Eukaryota; Metazoa; Chordata; Actinopteri; Salmoniformes; Salmonidae.